AUGGCAGUUAGGUCAGGAAGGCUCGGGACAUGGCUCAAGAUGCUUGCUGUCGGCGGCGCAGUUUGCGUAGGAGGUCCCGCGUUCGUCAUAUGGGUGCAGCCGACCGACGAGGAACUCUUCAAGAAGUAUAACCCGGAGCUGCAGAAGAAGAGCUUAGAGCGGCGGUACGAAAAGCAGAAGGAUUUCGACGACUUCGUGACCCAGCUCAAGGAAUAUUCGAAAUCAGAUAAGCCGAUAUGGAUGGUACAAGAAGAAGCCGCACGAAAGCGGAAGGAAGAAAUGUUGCGACAAGACUUCUUAGGAGCCGAAGAAGCAAAGGCGAGAAAAGAGGCCUUGAGGAAGGAGUCCGGACUAUCGUCUAGUUCUAGUAGUUGA
This is a messenger RNA of Daldinia childiae, 375 nucleotides long. Its product is annotated as Assembly factor cbp-4. Gene Ontology annotation, biological process: mitochondrial respiratory chain complex III assembly. NCBI's taxonomy places the organism in Eukaryota, Fungi, Ascomycota, Sordariomycetes, Xylariales, Hypoxylaceae. The transcript is spliced from 3 exons. Bases 1 to 375 code for a protein of 124 amino acids. Gene Ontology annotation, cellular component: mitochondrial membrane. The record is from RefSeq and is a predicted model, not a curated record.